CUAGCUAAACAAUUAAAAAAAAUAAAAAUAAAUGCUAUCAAUAAAUUACGAAAUAAACUAUAUACACAAUCUAACGUAUCUCAUUUUUAGGAAAAAAAUUACAAUAAUUAGUGUUUUCCUAUUCAAUACAUGACGAUUACUUUAUCUUGACUCCAUGAACACCCACCACCAACUUGGUUCCUUUGAAUAUUAAUAAUCUUUAAUCCUUGGUCAGCAUCAAUCCAAGCAGAGCCACCUAAUCUAUCUUCGAUCAUGUCUUCUUCGGAUGAAAUCCAACCACCAUCACAUGGCCACUCACCGGCCACAUCACCUCCGGCACAAUAUUCCACCACCGGUAUUCCAACUCCACCCAUAGUCUCUGCCAGCCAAUGGUCUACAGGUCUUUUUGAAUGCGACUCAGAUGUCUCAAAUUGUUGCAUUACAUGUUGGUGCCCUUGUAUUCCUUUGGGACAAAUUGCUGAGAUAACAGACAAGGGAAGUACCUCAUGUGUUGUACACGGAACUCUUUACACAAUACUUCUUGUACUCACGGGAUGUCAAUGGAUAUAUUCUUGUAUGUAUCUGUCUAAAAUGCGACAACAAUACUUGUUACCUGAGGAGCCAUGCAAUGAUUGUCUUGUCCAUUUUUGUUGUGAGCCAUGUGCAAUGUGUCAAGAGUAUCGUGAGCUAAAAUAUCGUGGAUUUGACAUGUCUCUUGGAUGGUAUGGAAAUAUGGAGAGGCAAAAUGGUGGAGUCGUGAUGCCAGAAUUUGCUUCUAUGGAAAUGAAACGUUAAUUAUUAUGACGUAUGAAAAAGAUUAUGAGGAAAAAGAUUUUAAAAUAUAGUAUCAGAGUGUUGUUGACUUGUUAUGUUUGUGGAAGUAUCGUAUAAAACCGAACAAAAAAAGAAACAUUGAGAUAUUACACAUCUAUUCACAAGCAUAAUCAUAAGAAACAAUACCC
Lactuca saligna is the source of this 941-nucleotide messenger RNA. The record is from the annotation of a GenBank genome assembly. NCBI's taxonomy places the organism in Eukaryota, Viridiplantae, Streptophyta, Magnoliopsida, Asterales, Asteraceae.